AUGUCGGAUUUGAAAGAGCUAAGCAUAAAAGAACCCCUUGACGGCAAUGAGGUUCCUGCAGAGGAGCGGGAGGCGCUUCCGGAAAAGUACAGCCCUUCGAAAAACUGGUGGACCUUCGAUAUACCUCAUACUCUUUCUUUGGUUCAGCUGGACGAUAUGUGCAAUGGCGUUUCCUAUGAUGAUAUUCCGCGACGCGCGAGGGAACUUGGAGGCAACAAAAUUCCCAUUUCCGGUGGACCGAGCGCUAUUUGGAUUUUAUGCAGGCAGUUUAUGAACAGCAUCACUUUCAUUUUGGCUAUUGUGAUUGUGAUUAGCGCUGUUUUUAGGGAUUGGGCGGAGUUUGGAGUGGUGCUGUUUAUUCUUUUGUUUAACGCCUUAUUGGGGUUUUAUCAGGAGUACGGUGCGGAAAAGUCACUUCACAGUCUGAAGGAAAUGACGGCGGGCAGUGCGAAGGUUCUUCGCGAUGGCGCCGCUGAAGUGAUUUUUAUUGAUGAGGUUGUUGUGGGCGACAUCGUCAUUUUGGAACAGGGUGCCUCUGUGCCGGCGGAUUGCCGCCUCGUGGAGAACAUCGGACUGGAAGUGGACGAGGCUCUGCUCACGGGUGAGGCGCUGCCUGUGGUGAAGCACACAAAUGUUAUCCCGGACCCGGAUGGUCUAUGUGCACUGGGGGACCGCAAGAAUAUGGUGUACCGCAACACAUUGGUGACACAGGGUCGCGGGAAGGCGGUUGUAGUUGCCGCUGGCCUGCAUACGGAGGUGGGAAAACUUGCUGAACGUCUUGUGGACAAUUCGGGCUCUGAAAAGACGGCGCUGAUGAAGAAACUAGAUUAUCUGAUGUAUUUUCUCUUUGGUUGCUGUUUCUUGCUGGCCCUUGUUGUGUUUGCCGCAAACAAGUUUAAAUACAACCCGAGCACAUUGUCGUACGCCACAGCAGUUGCCAUUGCCAUUCUUCCUGAAUCCCUGGUGGCGGUGGUCACGGUUUCCAUGACGGUCUCUGUCAAGAUAAUGGCAAAGCAGAAAUGCAUCGUUCGAAAAUUGGCGGUCCUGGAGGUUCUCGGCAACGUGACGGACAUUUGCUCCGAUAAAACCGGCACGCUGACGGAAAACAAGAUGGUGGUCAAGAAGGCAGUCAUUGGAAUGAAUGAAGAACUCAUCGUUACGGGAGCCCCAUAUGAGAGGCAUGGCCUCUUUCUAGACCGAGAUUAUGAGCAGAUGGACUUGGUGCAGGCAUACAGGACCAACAAACUGCUCUAUGAAUUUAUGCGCUGUGCAGCCCUGUGUAGCACGACCGUCUUGCAAGUCGAUGCGGACGAUGUGGAUCGUCUUACUGGAGCUGGAAACCCCACGGAGGUGGCUAUUCAGGUGAUGUCAUGGAAAGCCGAACUUUACCGAGAUCGAUUGGAAAAGGAAGGAUGGGAAUGUAUUGCAGAAUACCCUUUUGACUCAAAAGUCAAGCGCAUGUCGACUGUAUGGUACAAUGAUAAAAAGGGGGAAUUCUAUAUCUGCACAAAAGGCGCUCCCGAGCGUGUAAUUGAUCUUUGCACCACAAGGCUUUUGGAGUCGGGAAAACUUGUUGCCUUAACAGACGCGGAUCGCCAGACGGUAGGGGAAAAGAUUCAAUCACUGGCAUCCGAUGGACUCCGCACAAUUUGUUUUUCAAUGAGACCAUGCACCGUGGAGCAAUUUCCCAUUCCUACUGAAGGAACCUUUUUGGCCACCCACAGCCGGGAGGUGAUCGAGCAAGAAUUGGCGUUUCUUGGGAUUGUUGGCAUCUAUGACCCUCCACGCCCGGAAUCGCACCCUUCCGUCGUUGCCUGUCAACAUGCCGGUAUUGUGGUGCGCAUGUUGACCGGGGAUCAUGUAAAAACGGCGGGAUCUAUAGCUAUCAUGCUUAAUAUCAUAAACAGGCGUGAUAUUGACAGCGGCACGAAGCUUCUUAAUGGGCCUGACUUUGACCGGAUCGAAAUGGAGGCCAUUGAUGGCUGGGAUGAUCUUCCACUCGUCGUUGGGCGAUGCUCACCGGAAUCGAAGGUUAAGAUGAUUGAGUGCCUCCACAAGCGUAACCGGGUGGUGGCAAUGACAGGGGAUGGGUUCAAUGACUCACCAAGUAUUAAAAUAUCGGAUGUUGGCUGUGCGAUGGGCUCCGGCACGGAUGUUACCAAAGGCGUUGCGGAUCUUAUUAUCACAGACGAUAAUUUUGCCACUAUUGUAAAGGCCGUGGCUGAAGGUCGACGCAUUUCACAGAACAUACGGAAGUUUGUUGUGCAUCUUCUUUCUAGCAACGUUGCGGAAGUUAUUGCACUCAUCUGCGGUCUUCCUAUUCGUAGUGAAGGAGCUUCUUUGUUUGUGCUGUCACCCAUUGAAAUUUUAUGGUUAAAUAUGUUUACUUCCGCCCCACCCGCAAUCGGACUGUCGUUGGAUGCCGCAAGUGCUGAUGUACUUCUUUUGCCUCCGAAUACGGCUGGUCUUUUCACCUUUGAGCUGGUCUCUGACACGGUAGUGUACGGAUUUUGGCUUGGUGUAUGCUCCUUGUGCGGAUUUGUCUUUAUUGUGUACGGCGUGCACGACGGUCCAUCCGGCAACAAUUGCAACUCGCCAAAUGGGGUUGGCUGCAAUGAUAUUUGGCGAGCACGUGCCACGGCCUUUGGAAUUUUGUACUUUGGUUUGUUGCUGCACUCAUACACCGUCCGACACUCUCGACUGUCUGUUUUCCUCAUGAAGUGGUUUGACAACUUUUGGAUUUGGGGCUCCUUUGCCGUCGGGGUCAUUCUUUUUUUCCCUAUUGUGUACGUCAAGCCCGUAGCAAAUGGUCUUUUUGUACAUGACAUGCUUACGUGGCACUGGGGUGUUCUCGCCGUUCUCAUUAUAUUUUUUAUGGCCAUGUGCGAGGUGUACAAAGUUCUGAAGAAUUGCUUCUUCCCGUUGAAAAAGGUAUCCGUGGCACCAGACGAGGAGGCGAUGCAAGAGUACCGACGCUUUGCUGUUGCAGGGGAGGAUAGCAGGGACGUUGAGAGUAUCGCUGAGGAGCAGUUGCGUAUGUCAUUUGCAUCCUAUGCCGGCAGCAUCGUUAGUGGGGGCACGCACAACAUGAUGAGCGAGAGGAAAAAGAAGAGGCGUUAG
Messenger RNA from Trypanosoma cruzi, 3120 nucleotides. Its product is annotated as calcium motive p-type ATPase, putative. The transcript has a single exon. Gene Ontology annotation, biological process: calcium ion transmembrane transport; intracellular calcium ion homeostasis. Bases 1 to 3120 code for a protein of 1039 amino acids. Gene Ontology annotation, molecular function: ATP hydrolysis activity; ATP binding; P-type calcium transporter activity. NCBI's taxonomy places the organism in Eukaryota, Euglenozoa, Kinetoplastea, Trypanosomatida, Trypanosomatidae. Gene Ontology annotation, cellular component: plasma membrane. The record is from RefSeq and is a predicted model, not a curated record.